AUGUCAACCUCAACAACCGACCCUCCAAACCCUCAAAAGCUAGCCACCAUCUCCGCCGAAGCUGCCAAAGAAUACGCCCACAAGAACUACUCCAAAGCCGCCGAACUCUACGCCACAGCCGCCGAACUCCAAGCUCUCGUCAACGGUGAAGAAAAUCCCCAAAACGCCGAUCUCCUAUACCUCUACGGCCGUUCUCUGUACCACUGCGGUCUCGAAAAAUCAGACGUUCUAGGAACGGGAGUCGGUAACAGUGAAGCUGCGCGUGAAAAAAAACGUGCACAACAAGAAGAGGGUGGUAAAGAAACAGGAAAGGGCAAAGGGAAAGCAAAAAGAAAGACCGGAACGGGCGAUGAAGAACUCAAGGAGAGCGAUAAACUUAAGAAGGGUGGUGUAUUUUCCUUCCAAGGCGACGAUAACUACGAUGUAGACGACGAUGAAGAUUACGAAGACAUCGAUGAUGAGAACACAGCCGGCGGUGGUGAGGGCGACGGAGAAGGAGAAGAAGAAGACGACGAUGAUUUUACGCUAGCAUGGAAUAUCCUCGACCUCGCCCGUGUAUUCUUCAACAAACGCCUCGAAGCCGCAACAGAAGAUGCGGAGACUUUGAAAAAGAUCAAAGAACGAUUAGCAGAUGUGCACGAUAUCCUCGGAGAAGUAUCAUUGGAAUCCGAGUCAUUCAAACAGGCUUGUGUGGAUUUGGAAGAGGCCUUGAAGAUAAAACUCGAACUGUACCCAACAGAAUCUACAUUGAUCACAGAAGCGCAUUACAAGCUUUCCUUGGCACUGGAAUUCGCAUCACAAGGUGGCGGGGAAGGAGAUGCGGAUAAUGAGGUUUCACCGGAGGAGCAGAAGAAAGGCAGGGAUGAAGCAGUGAAACAUAUGAAAUCCGCCAUCGCAAGUUGUAAAAAGAGGGUGGAGGCGGAGGAAACCGCUAUUAAGUCAGCAGACGGGGAUAAAGUCGGUGACAAACCAAAGGAUGAAGCCGAGAAGUCGGUCGAAGAGGGCAAGGAUUUGGUCAAGGAACUUGAAUUGAGAUUGAGGGAUCUUAUGACACCGCCACAACCCACCAAGCCGGCAAAUCUAGGGGAGGAACAAAUGGCGGGUAUAUUGAGUAGUAUCAUGUCCGGCAGCUCGGAGGAUGCGAAAAAGAUGUUUGAAAAUAUUAUCAGCGGGGCGAAUGAUAUUUCCGGAUCUGUACGAAAGAAGCCAAAGGCACCAGAAGCUGGACCUUCGUCUGCAGCUUCAGGUUCGGGUACUUCGAACGGUGCUGGCGCAAAGCGAAAGGCAGAAGACGACACCCCCGUCGUCCAAGAAGAGAAACCGGUGGUCGCAGCAACUGGCAACAGCAAGAAACCAAGAGUUACCACAGAAGAAGAAGAGAAAGCAGCCGAAGAAGGAACCUUGGUUCCUUAA
This is a messenger RNA of Orbilia oligospora ATCC 24927, 1413 nucleotides long. RefSeq lists its product as uncharacterized. Gene Ontology annotation, cellular component: nucleoplasm. Gene Ontology annotation, molecular function: histone binding. Gene Ontology annotation, biological process: CENP-A containing chromatin assembly; DNA replication-dependent chromatin assembly. The coding region runs from base 1 to 1413 and encodes 470 amino acids. NCBI's taxonomy places the organism in Eukaryota, Fungi, Ascomycota, Orbiliomycetes, Orbiliales, Orbiliaceae. The record is from RefSeq and is a predicted model, not a curated record. The transcript has a single exon.